Molecule: messenger RNA, 946 nt
Organism: Raphanus sativus (radish)
Lineage: Eukaryota; Viridiplantae; Streptophyta; Magnoliopsida; Brassicales; Brassicaceae
Product: mediator of RNA polymerase II transcription subunit 20a
Exons: 3
Coding region: 138-809 (223 amino acids)
Biological process (GO): regulation of transcription by RNA polymerase II
Cellular component (GO): mediator complex
Molecular function (GO): transcription coactivator activity
Source: RefSeq, a predicted model, not a curated record
ACCACAAAUUACUAUACGACGUCGUUCGUGAUUUCCUUUUUUUUUUUUCUUGUAACAAUCUCGAUUUUAAUUUGAACACAGUUUCUUCGUCGUGACUCGUGUGUGCGAAUCGCUGUAGCUCCUCCUCCGCCGCCUCAAUGCCUGUGAAAUGGGUUCUGUAUUGGCAACCAAACCAAGGAUCAACAGUAAGCACACAGAUCCUCAACGAAGCCGCCCAGUGCGCGGAGAGCAUCAGCGGCGUCAAAGAAGGACGCUGGAAAGCAACUCUCAACUACUACAAACCCUUACUCCGUGACCAGUCCUCCACCCACCACCCCGACUCCCUCCCCCGCGAUUUCCUCGGCAUCUCCCUCCCCGACCACCCCGCCAAGUACUACUUCAUCAUCAGGUCCCAGCGCAUCGUCGUCGAGGCCGACGCCUCCAUCCAGAUCAUCAUGGAGAAGCUCCAGUCCUACAAAUCCAAAGUCUCCCUCCACUUCGACGGGUUUCAGUACCACCUCGGUGAUUUUAGGCUUAGGGUUGGGAGAGUCGUCCCUGUUCAUUCCGAGAGUAUCCGAGGCAUUGUUAUGGAGGUGGAGUAUCUGCCUAUAUCGUCAAUGGAGAAGGCGAGGAAAGUGAUGGAGGAGUUCGUGGAGAUAUGGCAUGAAGCGCUGUCUAAGAGGUCCUUGUCGGGGAAGUUUGUGAACGUAGAGCUCAACUUUGGGGAGUUUGGACUUGCGGAUAACUACACUCCCCAGCACACUGGUGUUCAGUACGCUAUCGUCAUGGCUCAUAUGAUUGCAACGGUUCAGCCUGCUGUAAGAGGCUAGACUGUCUUAAACACACUGCAUCAUCCCUUUGUGAGUUUCAUUGUUCAGGUUUUGUAAUAAUAACGUUGAGAUUAUGUAUGCUUAGAAGAGUUUAGAAACUCAAUUCGCAUAUUUAAAAACAAAUCCAUGUUCUUUUA